This is a messenger RNA of Anolis sagrei ordinatus, 2456 nucleotides long. NCBI's taxonomy places the organism in Eukaryota, Metazoa, Chordata, Lepidosauria, Squamata, Anolidae. The record is from RefSeq and is a predicted model, not a curated record.
GGCCAGUCGGGGUGGCUCCGGAGAGACAUCCCAAUCCCCUUCUCACUUGGGGAAAGCCCUCCGAGCCGAGUCCAGCUCCCCCUCGAGUGGCAGGAUGUUCCAGCGGCACCACCGGAGCCGCGUGACGGUGGCCAGGGGCUCGGCGCUGGAGAUGGAGAUCCGGCGGGGGCGGUUCCGGCUCAGCCUCCUGGCAGACCCCGAACAGGGCACGGACAUCCAGAAGAAGAUUGACCAUGAGAUCCGGAUGCGGGAAGGCGCUUGCAAGCUGCUGGCGGCCUGCACCCAACGCCAGCAAGCCCUGGAGGUCACCAAGAGCCUGCUGGUCUGCAACAGCCGCAUCCUGGCAUACAUGGCUGAGCUGCAGCGCAUGAAGGAGGCGCAGGUCAUGCAGCGCAUGGCCCGGCGUCCCUCGGAUGCCGGCCCCAUGGAAGACCGCCUGCCGUGCCGUGGCAAAGUCUGCAUCUCUGACCUCCGGAUCCCCCUGAUGUGGAAGGACACCGAAUACUUCAAGAACAAGGGGGACUUGCAUCGUUGCGCCAAUCUUUUUAUGGUUCCAGGAGAGCUCCAGAAAAACUUUGAGAACAGCAUCCUCUUCAGGGAAGCUGGCCCCGACUUUGAGCUGAAGGUGGAGCUCUACAGCGCCGGCUUGGAGGAGGACUCAGCCCUGGGCAGCACCCCAAAGAAGCUGGCCAGCCGCCUGAGCAGCUCCUUGGGGCGCUCCUCCGGGAAGCGGGUGCGGACGGCGAUGGAGGGGCCCGGUGCCGUCCCUGGGAGCCCCCUGAGCAACGGAGGGAGCAGCCCACUCUUGCUGCCACCCCCCAGCGUGGCGGGUCCCAAGUACCAGCUGCUGGCCUGCACCACCCUCCGCCUGACCCACAUCCAGGACACCUUUCGCACCCACGAUCUCGUUGUCACCAGCAAUGAGGAAAGCUCCUUCUGGCUCCCGCUUUAUGGCAGCGUCUGCUGUCGCCUGACCGCUCAGCCCAACUGCAUGGUGCACCAGAUGAUGUGCGGCUUCCUCAAGGUCCAGCAGGGGGACCAACAAGGGUGGCUGCGCCUCUUCUCCGUCCUGCGUGGGCCCAAGCUCUUCUGCUACCGGCUUCCCCAGGAUGCGGAGACCCAGGAGGAGCCUGCCUUCACCAUUGCCAUCAACAAGGAGACGCGGAUCCGCGCCACCGAGAAGGACCCCAAGAACCGCUUGCACUGCAUGACGGUGACCAACCGCUAUGGGGCCGAGGAGGUGACCCACACGCUGCUGGCGGAGUCGCGUGCUGAGACCCAGCGCUGGAUGGAGGCCUUUUGGCAGCACUUCUACGACAUGAGUCAAUGGAAGCACUGCUGCGACGAACUCAUGAAGGUGGAGGUGCCGUCCCCACGACGUCCCCCGGCUUUGCUGUCCAAACAAGGCUCCCUCUACCAUGAAAUGGCUAUUGACCCAGCAGAUGACAUCGAGGCGGUGACGGACAUCCUGGCUCGGCGGGUCUCUGGCCUCGGUGGCCCUGCCUGGCUGUCCCUCUUUGAGGGGGGCUCCCCGCGGGGUGGCGGGGCUUCGGACAGCGACAGCACGGCCAGCACCAGCCCCUGCCCCCCACCCCCCCGCUGGGGCCGACCCCGGACCCUCUCCCUGGACGCCAAGCUCAGCACGCUCAAGGGCCGCUCGGGGCGCCCUCCCCGAGGCCCCUCGCCUCCCCCUCGCGGCCGCAGACCCUCACCCUGCGGCUCCUCCUCCAGCAGCGGGGGCAGCACCACCCCGGAGCCGGAGCGGCCCCCUCGGCCACACCCCUCUCGGCCACGUUUCGACCCUCGCUUGUGGCUCCAGUCUCAGGUAUGAAGACAACGAGGAGGAGAGCACUGGCCGGAGUCCAGUGGUCAGCAUGAGGGACUGGGCUGCAGCCUGCUUUGUGUCGGGAGGCCUGCCUUCUUGAAGGACCAGGAUGUAAAGGGGUCUCCGGUUCAUCCGGAAGCUCUUGGACACUCGUUGGACUUUGCCAAAGUUGGGUCCAUGCCCUGGUGGGGUUAUUGGGGAGGGAGGAAGAUCCACAACUGGCCCCUAGGAGUCACCAUUAUGACUUGACCAGGAAGCAAAGGGGUCUCCCCCUCUGUCCAGCCAGGAACUCUUGGUCUGUUGGACCCUCCAAAGACUGACAAAGGUGGUUCAUGCCCUGGUGGGUCCAUGGGAAGGGAUGGACCCCAUGCCUGGUUCCAACGAGACCAUUUUGACCUGAAGCGCUUUGUUUCAGGAGUGAAAGCACCUUCCUUCUUUCUUUCCUUCCCUUCCCUCCUCCCUCCCUCCCUCCCUCCUUCCCUAUUUUACUCCUUCCUUCCUUCCUUCUCCAUCCUUCCCUCCUUCCUUCUUCCCUCUCUCCCUCCUUCUUCCCUCCUUCCCUGUUUUCUUCCUUCCAUCCACCUUUCUUUCCCCUUCCUUCCUUCCUUCCUUCCUUCCUUCCUUCCUUCUU